CGUCCGAGAUGCCGGGCAGUGAGAGCGGGUCGCUGAGUGCUUCGUCCAAUGCCUCCAGCAAGUCCCGAUCCCACGUGCGCUACAGAACGAAGUCCUUCAAUUCAGAAGUAGAUGAAAGCCUUUUUGGGAUGGCCAAGAAGCUCCAUCUGCCCCGCAUCGGCAGCCCCAUUGUGGUCCUCCAAGAUGUCGCUACAGCAGGGAAGUCUCUUGGCUGGGGUCAAAAGCCGGAGACCAUCCGCAUCAUCACCAGGGACCUAAUCCGGGACCUCGUCGUUCCCAAAACGGACCCUUCAGGGGAGUCGCUGAUCAUCAGCCCCCAGGACUUUGCGCGCAUCAAAGACUCCUCCCGGGUCUGGACCAAGGAGGAGCGAGAAGCGAGGGAAGCAGCCCUCAAGGCAGAGCGAGACGCCAUCAUGGUGGCAGUGAACGAGCGAAAGAAGUCCAUGCAGCAGAAGGAGAUCUUGCGGAAGAAGAACGAGAAGCUGAACGACUUGGAGGAGGAGGCCAAGGAACGGGCGCAGUACCUGUUGGAGCGGGCCACCAAUCUGCGCAUGGAGCAGGAAGACGAAAUCAAGGGUCUCAAUGAGGUCAUCCUGGAAGCCAAAUGCCACGCCAUCCGCGACGCUCAGAUCCUGGAGAAGAAGCAGAUCGAGAAAGAGCUGAACGAGGAGGAGAUGCGGCUGGCCCGGAUGAUGGAGGCGGAGAGGCAGAAGGGCAACAAGAUGCAGGAGGAACUGGAGCGGAAGAGGAAGGAGGAGCUAUUCAGGGGGAGGCGCCACAUCAUUGAACAGAUCGAGAAGAACCAGGAGCUCCGUGCCAUGAAGGCCGAGCAGAGGGAUCUGGAGGCCCAAGAGAUGCUCGACUAUCUGGAGCAGCUGCAGGUCGAAGACGAGAGGGAGAUGGACCACAGGAGGCUGGAGCAGCUGAGGAUCCAGGCCGAAAUCAAACAUAUCAAUGACGAGAACCAGAAGCGCAAGCAGGAGAGGCUGGAGCAGGAGAGGCUGUCUGACAUGCGGGUGCUGGAGUACCAGCGGCAAAAAAUGGCACGGGAGACCGAGUUUGAGGCUGAGCAGGAGAGGAUCCGCCGGGAGAAGGAGAUGGAGACGGCCCGCCUGCGGGCUUUGCAGGAGAAGGCUCAGGAUCACCAAGCGGAGCAGGAUGCGCUGAGGGCCAAGCGCAACCAAGAGGCAGCCGAGCGGGAGUGGCGGCGGAAGGAGAAGGAUGCCAUUCAGAAAAAGACUCAGACAGAAGCCAUGCUGAAACAGAGCCGCCUGGAGCAGGUGGCCAAGAAGGAGCACGACCUGGCCGUCCAGGUGCAGCGAGACAGGGCCGAGUUCGAGAGGAUCGUCAGAAUCCAACGGGAGCAGAUCGAGAAGGAGCGGAAGGAGCAUGAGAGGCGCAAGGCUCUCCAGCUGACCCACGCCGACGAGAUCCGGCGCCAGGUCCGCGAGCACCAGCACAAGCAGGUGCAGGAGCGCAUCGCCAUCUUUGAGGAAGGCCAGCGGCUCAAGGAGGAGGCGCGCCGGCGCAGCGAGCGCCUCAACGAGAUCAAACGGAAGAAACUGGACGAGCUCCGGGCUGUCGGCCUCCCUGAGAAGUACUGUGCCCAGGUGGAGCGCAAAACGUACAAAGGGUCGACCCCGGUGCACUGA
Messenger RNA from Euleptes europaea (tarantolino), 1652 nucleotides. RefSeq names its product cilia and flagella associated protein 45 (gene CFAP45). Bases 9 to 1652 code for a protein of 547 amino acids. NCBI's taxonomy places the organism in Eukaryota, Metazoa, Chordata, Lepidosauria, Squamata, Sphaerodactylidae. The transcript is spliced from 12 exons. The record is from RefSeq and is a predicted model, not a curated record.